AAACAUUUUGGAACAAUGUGCACUGCACAGUCAGCCUUGAACGCUUACAGAAUUUCUCUCCAUAAAGGUCCGUUCAAAGACUGCCAACAUGCCAAAGAUGCUGGGUAUUCCAACAGUGGCAUUUAUAUGAUCAAACCCGAAAACAGCAACGAACCAAUGCAGUUAUGGUGCGAGAACAGCUUAGAUCCUGGAGGAUGGGCAGUUAUUCAGAAGAGAACAGAUGGAUCUGUCAACUUUUUCAGGAACUGGGACAGUUACAAGAAAGGAUUUGGAAACAUUGAUGGAGAGUACUGGCUGGGACUAGAAAAUAUUUACAUGCUUACCAAUCAGGAUAAUUACAGACUACUGAUUGAAUUAGAGGACUGGAGCAACAAGAAAGUCUAUGCAGAAUACAGCAGCUUCCGUCUGGAGCCCGAAAAUGAAUUCUAUAGGCUACGCUUAGGAACAUACCAAGGAAACGCAGGCGAUUCCAUGAUAUGGCACAACGGAAAGCAAUUCACAACACUGGACAGAGACAGAGACAUGUAUUCAGGCAACUGUGCUCAUUUCCACAAGGGAGGCUGGUGGUACAACGCAUGUGCACACUCCAAUCUGAACGGGGUGUGGUACAGAGGAGGCCACUACAGGAGCAAGUACCAGGAUGGAAUAUUUUGGGCUGAGUACCGGGGAGGUUCCUACUCCUUGAAAGCAGUUCAAAUGAUGAUCAGACCUAUAGACUGAGGAGGAAAAUCCCACAGUGCUCAAGCCAUCAAGUAUAAACUUAUUGGUGCUUGAGUUACAGAAAAAUAAAAUAUUACUUUCAAAUCAUUAUUUUGCACAAUCUGUCCCUGCAAAAUGCAGGUCUACUAUUUUCCUUUCUCCCCAGUUGCCCCUUGCC
Meleagris gallopavo (turkey) is the source of this 877-nucleotide messenger RNA. The record is from RefSeq and is a predicted model, not a curated record. NCBI's taxonomy places the organism in Eukaryota, Metazoa, Chordata, Aves, Galliformes, Phasianidae.